Molecule: messenger RNA, 415 nt
Organism: Rhizophagus irregularis DAOM 181602=DAOM 197198
Lineage: Eukaryota; Fungi; Glomeromycota; Glomeromycetes; Glomerales; Glomeraceae
Source: RefSeq, a predicted model, not a curated record
GUAAUUUUUUCCUUUUCUCUUCAAUUUCAAAAUUUCCUUUUCGCUAGAGAGGCGCUUUUUAAUAAUUUAUAAUUCUCAUAAUCGCAUUUAUCACUUUUAACAAUAUGGCAUCACUCAUAAGAGAUUGUCUCUUCUUAAUUUUACUGAAUUACAUGAUGAUCUCAGUCAAUUCUUUGCAUUCAUGUAGUUUAGUAAAUAAAACCUGGUGUCAAGUAUCCGUACCUUUUCUAUGGAUAUAUUUUCAGGUGUUUACGAAUAUUCUCGCUAUUACCAACGAGAAUCACGUGAAAUUCUAUAAUGUUAUCACCCACUUCUUACCGAAUAAUCUGGAAGAAUAUUUUAUUACCUUUAAAUAAAUUUCCAACAGGACCAAUGUUCGAGAAUACAUGAAUUUUUUCUCUUGACAGUAUGGAUU